CUGCACUCCGAGCCCUCUGGCGCUUUUGAAGCUGGACUUCUCCCGGCCAGAUACGGAGUCCCAGGACCCGUCGCCCUUCUUUCCUGUCGCUUCAGUCGUCGACGCUUCUCUCUGUAUGUCGUUGCUAAAGAACACGUCCUGACCUCCACCUUCCUUUGGCAUCGCCUCGUUCGCCGCUCCGCUGAGUCCCGUGCUGACAACAUCGAGAAUUGGAAGCCGUGCAGGGCUUUUGUAAUCCUACCUACUUAUUAUAAUCAUUCCUUGUCGUCAUCGACACCUCAUGGCUCCUUCUAAUUUGGGCACAAAUCCCCCCACGGCGCACAUGGCGACUACAACUCUUAAAGUCGAGGGCAUGACCUGCGGCGCCUGUACAUCGGCGAUAGAGACGGGCUUCCACGGCGUCGAGGGAGUUGGAAAUGUCUCCGUGAGCUUGGUCAUGGAGCGCGCGGUUGUUCAGCACGACCCGAAGAUAAUAUCGGCAGACCAAGUCAGGGAGAUUAUAGAUGAUCGGGGUUUCGACGCCGAGGUAUUGUCUUCGGACCUGCCCGCGGCUACACAAAAUGCGGACGACCAUAUCUGGAGUGAUUCGGAAGACGACGAGGCGGAAGAAGCGCUACACGUUUCAACGACCACCCUAUCUGUCGGAGGAAUGACCUGUGGUGCAUGUACUUCGGCGGUCGAGGGCGCCUUCAAGAAUGUCGCGGGAAUCAAAUCUUUCAGAAUUUCGUUACUAUCCGAGCGCGCGGACAUCGAACACGACGUGAAGAUAAUAUCCCCAUCGCAGUUAGCAGAUGCAAUUGAAGAUGUUGGAUUCGAUGCCAAGGUUUUGGAGACGGUAGCACAUACUCCAGCAAAGAAGACCCGCAGGAAUUACAGCAAGCGAAAAACUUUGACGACGACGGUUGGAAUCGAGGGAAUGACAUGUGGAGCGUGUACCUCGGCAAUCGAGAGCGGAUUCAAAGACAUUGAAGGGGUCUAUCAGUUCAACAUCUCCUUACUAGCAAACCGAGCGGUACUAGUCCACAAUCCAGCAAAGCUUACAGAAGAUCAGAUUGUGGAAAUUAUUGAGGACCGAGGUUUUGAUGCCAAGGUGAUAUCAUCAGUUGAUGGGACUGUGCAACAAUCGGCAUCCUCCAAUGGAACGGUGCAUCUCAAAAUCUAUGGACUACCCAACUCCAAAGCCGGUGAGGAGCUGGAAUCUCUACUCAGAGAACGACCUGGUAUUACUUCAGUGACGGCCAACUUCAGUACUUCCCGAAUAACUGUCAACCGCGAACCGCAGAUCAUUGGUCUCCGUGCAGUUGUCGAAGCAAUCGAAGCAACGGGAUACAACGCUUUAGUGGCCGAUUCCGAUGACAACAACGCUCAACUAGAAUCUCUAGCGAAAACCAAGGAGAUUCAAGAAUGGAAACGAGCCUUCAGGACCUCCCUUUGCUUUGCCGUACCCGUUUUCCUUACCGGCAUGUUCUUCCCUAUGAUGCUUCCAUUCCUCGACUACGGCUCUAUGUGUAUAAUGCACGGCCUCUGGCUCGGCGACGUCGUGUGCCUGGUUCUCACCAUUCCUGUUCAAUUCGGUAUUGGCAAACGUUUUUAUAUUUCUGCUUUUAAAUCCCUGAGCCACGGCUCCCCAACCAUGGAUGUUUUGGUUGUUCUUGGAACAUCGGCCGCGUUCUUUUUCAGCGUUGCUUCCAUGUUGGUUUCGCUUUUUGUUCCUCCACAUUCGCGACCUACAACCCUUUUUGACACAAGCACGAUGCUGAUCACUUUCAUCACUUUGGGACGGUACCUUGAAAAUAGGGCGAAGGGCCAGACAUCGAAAGCCCUCUCAAGACUGAUGUCGCUGGCCCCUUCGAUGGCUACAAUCUAUGCCGACCCCAUAGCUGCUGCAAAGGCUGCCGAAGGCUGGGAUGCCCCAGUCAGUGACGAGAAAGACAAUGACAUGAACUCCAACGCUGUUGAAGAGAAAGUUAUCGCGACGGAACUCAUUGAAGUGGGAGACGUUGUCAUUCUUCGACCCGGAGACAAGAUUCCAGCAGACGGUACUGUUACCCGUGGCGAAACCUACGUCGACGAGAGUAUGGUCACUGGCGAACCGAUGCCCGUCCUGAAGAAGAAAGGAACACUCUUGAUGGCCGGUACAGUUAACGGCGCUGGCCGACUUGACUUUGUUGUCACCCGAGCUGGUCGCGACACUCAGCUCAGCCAAAUUGUUCGCUUGGUCCAAGAGGCUCAAACGAGCCGCGCUCCAAUCCAGCGGCUUGCGGAUACAGUUGCCGGAUACUUCGUUCCUAUCAUCAUCACUCUUGGUCUCGCAACCUUUGUCGCUUGGAUGGUACUGAGUCACGCUCUACCGUACCCUCCAAAAGUAUUCCUCGACCAUGCUAGCGGCGGAAAGUUGAUGGUCUGCUUCAAACUCUGCAUUGCCGUCAUCGCCUUUGCAUGCCCUUGUGCCCUCGGGCUGGCAACACCUACCGCAGUCAUGGUGGGCACUGGUGUUGGCGCUGAGCAAGGUAUUUUGGUCAAAGGUGGGGCUGCCUUGGAGACUGCUACGAAGAUCAACCACGUCGUACUAGACAAAACAGGCACGCUUACGGUCGGGAAGAUGAGCGUAUCGAAAUCGGAUAUCCGGAGCGAGUGGGCCAACGACGAAUACAAGAAAAAUCUCUGGUGGACGCUCAUUGGCCUUGCAGAGAUGGGUUCCGAGCAUCCGAUUGCAAAAGCCAUCGUUCGCGCUGCUAAGGAGCAUCUCCGACUUGGUUCUGAUGGCACUCUUGAUGGAUCUGUGGGUGACUUCGAGGCAGUCGUUGGCAAAGGUAUCGCAGCGAGUGUCGAAGCUGCCUUGUCCCGCGAACGACAGCGCUACAGAGUCCUCAUUGGGAACGCGUCUUACCUCAUGUCCGAAGGUGUCGACGUCCCCGACUUCAUCGACGAACCAUUGACCCCCUUCGCUUCAUCCGCUAAUCCACGCGAUGGAUCUCUAUCUCGCUCUGCAGGCAUCACCACCAUUCACACCGCCAUCGGCAAAACCUACACCGGCUCAUUAAGCCUCUCCGAUACCAUCAAACCCUCCGCCCGCGCCACCAUCCUCGCCCUCUCCCGUCUAGGAAUCACAGCCUCAAUCGUCACGGGCGAUACCUCGUCCUCCGCCCUCGUCGUCGCAGCCCAGGUCGGCAUCGAUGCCGCAGACGUCUACGCCUCGGCCACACCCUCGGACAAAAAAGCAAUAAUCUCAGACCUCCAGUCUCGCGGCCGCGUCGUCGCCAUGGUCGGCGACGGUAUCAACGAUUCUCCCGCUCUGGCCUCGGCCGACAUCGGCAUCGCGCUCUCCACAGGCACAGAUGUCGCCAUGGAAGCAGCGUCCAUCGUCCUCAUGUCUACGACCGAUCUCCUUGCCAUUCCUGCAAGUCUCGUUCUCAGUCGCGCUAUCUUCGGCCGUAUUAAAUUCAACCUCGGAUGGGCGUGUUUAUACAACCUCGUUGGUCUGCCAUUCGCCAUGGGAUUCUUCCUCCCUUGGGGUCUAUACCUGCAUCCGAUGGCCGCAGGGUUUGCAAUGGCGUGUUCGUCUGUCUCCGUGGUGGUGAGUUCCCUGCAUCUGAAGCUCUGGACGAGGCCGGCGUGGAUGAAGGUUUCGGUGCUGGAUCCGAGUGCAGAGGUUCCGGAGAGUGAGAUGGAAAAGGAGAGUCUGGGUUUGGGUAGGAAAGGGCUGGUAAGGAGUGUGCUGGAUUGGGUGAAGGAGAGUGUGGCGGCGAAGAGGGGGGAUAGAGAGGAUGUGGGGUAUGUGCCGCUGAGGGAUAUGGGAGAGGUAUAGGAGGCGGGGUUGGGAAAGGGUCGGGAGUGAGAAGAGUUUAGAUACCAUGGGUCCCUCUGGCGUUUUUAGUUUUAGGAUUGGAUCAACG
Molecule: messenger RNA, 3896 nt
Organism: Lindgomyces ingoldianus
Lineage: Eukaryota; Fungi; Ascomycota; Dothideomycetes; Pleosporales; Lindgomycetaceae
Product: heavy metal translocatin
Exons: 1
Coding region: 281-3808 (1175 amino acids)
Biological process (GO): monoatomic cation transport; copper ion homeostasis
Cellular component (GO): membrane
Molecular function (GO): ATP hydrolysis activity; ATP binding; copper ion binding
Source: RefSeq, a predicted model, not a curated record